AUGUCUGCCGAGUACACNCCCGAGACCUCCACUGGCGUUGCCGCCGACAACGACUACGCCAGCCGUACUGGCCAGAGCGAGAUCCCCGUCCAGAAGGACGAGGCUGGCAUUGAGGACCCCAUUGACCCUGACACUGCCGACUCCGACAAGGUUCUUGGUAUGCGCACUCUCCUCUCAUUCCCUCUAUGUGGAACAAAGCUAACAUUCUCCCANGAGCAAGACGAGAAGGCUGCCAUGAACGAGGACAACAUCAUUGAUGAUCGCACCCGUGGUGCCGCCAAGCCCAAGGGCUCUUACCAGGAACCUGGUGAUGAGGAGGGUCUUCCUGGCCCGGACAACGGUACCUCUGCCAUUGCCCAGUAA
Molecule: messenger RNA, 363 nt
Organism: Aureobasidium vineae
Lineage: Eukaryota; Fungi; Ascomycota; Dothideomycetes; Dothideales; Saccotheciaceae
Source: the annotation of a GenBank genome assembly